This is a messenger RNA of Ostrea edulis (European flat oyster), 840 nucleotides long. Its product is annotated as ficolin-1-like. The transcript is spliced from 6 exons. The record is from RefSeq and is a predicted model, not a curated record. Lineage: Eukaryota; Metazoa; Mollusca; Bivalvia; Ostreida; Ostreidae. Bases 286 to 840 code for a protein of 184 amino acids.
CACUGUGCCUCUUCUCCAUGUAAACAUAACGGAACAUGUACUUCCGGUUCAACAACGUUCUCAUGUCAGUGUGCAGGUGACUUUAUCGGAGACACGUGCGGAGGCACCGAUCACUGUGCCUCUUCUCCAUGUAAACAUAACGGAACGUGUACUUCCGGUCCAACAACGUUCUCAUGUCAGUGUGUAGAUGGCUUUAUCGGAAACACCUGUGGAGUAAAACGUUGCAUAGAGAUAUUACAAAGUGACGCAAACACGAAAGGAAAAGAUGGGGUAUAUCCGAUAUAUAUGGAUGGUGAAGAAAAGAUGGUGUACUGCGACAUGACAACGGAAGGAGGAGGAUGGACGAUAAUCCAAAAAAGAAUCGAUGGUUCUACAAGUUUUUAUAGAACCUGGGACAAUUACAAAACUGGAUUUGGAGAACCAUCCAAGAAUUACUGGAUUGGAAAUGAUGCAAUCCACAAUUUGACUAAGGCGAAUAAUCAGGAGCUUCGCGUAGAUAUCACGAUGAAUUCUGGUGAGAAAGUGUAUGCCAAGUACUCCAUAUUCCGCGUCGGAGAUGAGACCAGUAAAUACAGAAUCAUCAUCAACGGAUUUUCCGGAACGGCGGGUGAUGGUUUCGUGGGCCUCGACGGAAGAAAGUUCAGUACACACGACAACGAUAAUGACAGUAGCGGUAGAACAAACUGUGCGUCACUAUAUGGCAGUGCGUGGUGGUACGCCGGCUGUGGUUUCUCCGAUCUGAACGGGAACUACUGGAUGUCUAAUUCCAAGUAUUUCAUGUUUUGGAGAAUUAGGCGCUCAAUGAAAGAGACCAUCAUGAUGAUCAGAACAAAGAAAUAA